Nerophis lumbriciformis (worm pipefish) is the source of this 1104-nucleotide messenger RNA. Lineage: Eukaryota; Metazoa; Chordata; Actinopteri; Syngnathiformes; Syngnathidae. The record is from RefSeq and is a predicted model, not a curated record.
AUGCUAAUCACGACGGCGAAGUCAUUUUUCUUCCUUGUUGUGGCCGUGCAACUUAACAAUGUGACUCCCGUGAUUCACACGCUGAAAUAUUUCCGCACGGCGUCGACAAGCAUCGCGGGCUUCCCGGAGUACAUCGAAGUGGGUUACGUGGACGGGGUUGAGUUCAUCCACUAUGACAGCCACAGCAAGAAAGCUCAAGCCAAGCAGCCCUGGAUGGAGAAAGUCACAGCAGACAAUCCUGGGUACUGGGAGACGGAGACGCUGAGAAAUACUGUCAAUGAGCACGUCUUCCAAGUCAACAUUGGAAUUGCCAAAAAGCGCUUCAACCAUACGACAGGUGUUCACAUACUCCAGUGGAUGUUUGGAUGUGAAUGGAAUGAUGAAAACAAUGAAGUGGAUGGCUGGAAUCAGCACAGUUAUGACGGAGAAGACUUCAUCUCACUGGAUACCAAGACCAUGACAUACGUCGCGGCAAAACAACAAGCUUUUAUCACCAAACUUAAGUGGGACCGCGACGAUGCCCGAAAAAAACACCGGAAGCAUUACUACACGGAGAUUUGUCCUUCCGAGUUGAAGAAGCUGGUGAACUACGGGAGGAACGACCUAUUGAGAAAACAGCUUCCAAAGGUGUCGCUCCUCCAGAAGACUCCGUCAUCUCCGGUCACCUGCCACGCGACGGGUUUCUACCCGGACACAGCUGACCUUUUCUGGCGGAAAGACGGCGAGCAGCUCCACGAGGACGUGGAGCUCGGCCAGACCCUCCCAAAUCAUGACGGAACCUUCCAGAUGACGGUGGACCUGAAGGUGCAGGUGACCCCAGAGGUGGACGGCCAGUACGAAUGUGUCUUUCAGCUGUCCGGUGUCAAGGAUGAAAUGGUCACCAAGCUGGAGAGAAGAAACAUCCUGAGCAACAUACGCAUUGAAGAAGAAGCAAAGAAGAAGAAGCACAUCGGCAUCGCUUCCUUGUUAGUGGUCGUCGCUCUGGUGGUCCUCAUUCUGACCGUCGUCUUCGUUGUCAAGCGGCGCAAAUGCAAACUUGAUGAUUACACUCCAGCAGAUAAAGGCGGUGAAGUCCAGCUCUCCGAGGCGAGUGACGAAACCUGA